CUUGUCGUCCAUUGCUGGCUUAAUGGGGGAAAAGGCCCAGCCCAACACCUCGUCACCUGGCGACAGGCGGCGGCGACCACCCCGGGGACUCCGAUGGCGACGGAGAAGGCGCGGCAGCUCCUGGUCCGCCUCGCCGCCACCCCGGACGCCGCCGUUCCUAACCUUCCCUUCCUCCACCGCGCACUCCUCCCUCUCCUUUCCGCCGCCUCCGCCCUUCUCCGCCUCCCCGUCAUCCUCUCCUCUCCGCUACGCUCGCGACGGACCCUACCGGUCCCCGUCAUCAGCGUAGGAAACCUCACCUGGGGCGGCAACGGAAAGACACCCAUGGUCGACUUCCUGGCCCGCAGGUUUCACAUUAUGGGCAUCUCGCCACUCAUCCUAACAAGGGGUUAUGCGGGUGGCGAUGAAUCUAAGAUGCUCCGGAGGCGCCUUGCUGAUACUUCCACCAAGAUUGGUGUUGGCGCAAACCGGGCUGAUGUGGGUUCUUCCAUGUUGCAAAAGUACGGCCAAAUCGAUCCUUGUGAUGCCUUCCGUCGGGAGAAGUUAGCGUGCAACCGGGUGGCAAGCGGUAAAAGUGCGAAAAUUGGAGUCGCUAUACUGGACGACGGAAUGCAGCACCGGAGCCUGCUUCGAGAUGUGGAGAUUGUGAUGGUCAAUGGGUUGACACCUUGGGGAAAUACCCAUUUCAUUCCACGAGGACCCAUGAGGGAACCGUUGAGCGCACUUACUCGAGCUGAUAUAGUGGUUAUUCAUCAUGCGGAUCUGGCUUGUGAAGCGCAGCUGGAAACAAUUGCACGUACAGUCCAGGAUAGUGGCACAACAUGUUCAGUGUUCUUUAGUAAAUUGGCCCCAUCACAUGUUUUCGAGGUUCAUCAACCAUUACAGAGACUAUCUCUUAAUGUGUUGGAUGGCAUGAUUGUGCUAUGUGUUUCUGCGAUUGGCUGCCCAGAUGCUUUCAUACAUACAGUCAGAGAGAUUGGUCCACUUAAUGUUGAUAGGUUGGAUUUCAGUGAUCAUCAUUUCUUCAAUGAUUAUGACCUAGAAUUAAUCCAAGAAAGAGUGAGGCAGCUUGUGGAUCAACAUAACAAAGAGACUGUAGUCUUAGUUACUGAGAAGGAUUACGACCGUGAUCCAGAUGUCCUUAGAAUGUUGGGCGUGAAGGUUUGGGUUCUGUCUUCUUCUUUGCAAAUUAUGCCCCUCAAGGAACAAGGAGAAGAUGAAUUGCUGAGGAAAUUAAAAGACAUUAUCACAGCAACUAGGCAUGUGGUCCAGCCAUGAGUUGCUGAUGAUCUGAUAAUAUUCGGCUGGGCACAUCUUGAAGCAAAAACAGUUUUCCAUUGGUCCUGUUAAUUCCGUAUAAUGUUAUAUCAGAUUUAUCUUGUUAAUUCAAAUCCUGUUUCAGCGUUUUGGAACAUGCAGUAUUUUAGUUUUUUUUUCAACUGGGUCAGUGGUCUGAGCCUCCAGUUAACUUGAACUGGAUCUAACAAGAUAAUGAGGAGGGGAUUCCCAUCUA
Triticum dicoccoides is the source of this 1513-nucleotide messenger RNA. RefSeq names its product probable tetraacyldisaccharide 4'-kinase, mitochondrial. The transcript is spliced from 7 exons. Gene Ontology annotation, biological process: lipid A biosynthetic process. The record is from RefSeq and is a predicted model, not a curated record. Gene Ontology annotation, molecular function: ATP binding; lipid-A 4'-kinase activity. NCBI's taxonomy places the organism in Eukaryota, Viridiplantae, Streptophyta, Magnoliopsida, Poales, Poaceae. Bases 94 to 1278 code for a protein of 394 amino acids.